AUGGCUGCGGAAGUUCAACCACCCGAGUUCGCGGCCUUCGCAGCGCACGUUCCAGACAUAAUCCGACCGAAGCCCCGCAGACUCAGCGAUGUUCGUAAUGUGGUCCCGUCAUCACCUCGACCUCCAGGGGAUGGGGCCCCUCCGACGAUAGAUUUCGCUAUCGAUUUGAACUGCGCGGAUCUUGAGAACGAUGUUUUCCGGGACGACGCCGAGGACUGUACGCCCCUGCGUCCCCUCCAAAAAAAUUCGGCGGGUGGCUCGGCACCUGCAUUGCAUAGAUCAUUCAGUAAACCCCGCCCCCUCACCCCACACGCAGCACCUCCUGCGAACACGCUCGUGGCUAAUCGCGAGAAGUUCGCCGGAGUUGACCUGAACGACUGUGAAAACGUAGAGACGAGGUGAGGAUCAGUACUGUCAGACGAACGCUGCUCCAAGCACGCGAUAUCCAAAAUGAAGGCGGGAUACGAUUACGGUGGUAUAUCGGGGAAUUCAUUCCUUGUCCAAACUUCCAGAACGGAAAACAGCAGUAGCGCGAGCAACACGGAUUCUCUGAGCUCCACCGAGAAAGGAGAAGUUCGGCGAAGACCAUUGCCUCAGCGAAUGAAGCAGAGAAGAAGAAAUAUUCUCAGUUUUCCACAGUCUUUGGAUUUGCUGCUGCAGCAACAAAAAACGAGAUAUGAUAGCUCGGGUCACGCAUCGAUGACGGAGAGCACCGCGAGCGAGUACGCGCUGUCGAAGGACAACGUCGAUUCCUUUGAUCCUGAGCAACUGAUGGAGAAGUUGACAAUCACCAGUGGGACCACCAGGAGCAUAAGAAGCGCGGUAUCGACUGACUCUGAAGAUCAAGCGACGCUCCCCGCUCCGAAGAAAGUCUCACCGCGCGUUGUUCAUCAAUCCAGCAUGGAAACUGUGGCCACGAAUCUGACCUCGAGCGCAGCUGAUGAAUUCGUUUGGCUCGAACCGUCGUAUCGCUUAGUGCAGCUGCAGCGAGCUCCAUGGGACGUCGCCACGGUACAGAGAAUCAUUGAAAACUCCACCAAACUCAAAGACGUUCUCCACCGCAUAGCGCAAGAUGCCAUUCCGAAGCUGGCUUUCUUGUUGCAAAGACCCCUGGUGAGAAUCGCACGAGAAGCUCAGCGUUUCGCUCGUGCUAUCGGCGUUUGCGGCAAAAGCGAGAUAACGGGAGCACUAUGGGUCGUCCUGUCGCCAUGGUUGGCCAACAACUGUGUCAAAGCGUGUCACCGAGCGGCAGCCAUUUUCGGUGGGGCUUCGUGUUCGCGCCAGUCGAAAUCGUCCCGGGCCGGACUGUUCUUCUCGGUUGGAUCCUUUCAUCGCUGGACAAUCGACGCCGGUCUAGCCCCUUUCAUACCGGAAAUGGCGGCGGUAUUUCUAGCGGCGGCCUUGGAGAAUCUCUUGGAAGAAGUCGUUUUCGCGUGUUUGAGAUGCUAUGAAACACUGACGGCAGCCUCGGUGGACUCGGCACUCUCUCAGAGCGGGGAUCUGUUCGGAUUAUUCCAAAGCUGCACUCAUCUCACCAUGUCCAGGUCCAGCACUGGGAUCCCGAUUCUGCCCAAAUGGCCGGUUCAGGUCCCUCAGAGAGGUGAUGAGCACUCGAUGCUGACGACAUGCGUCGCUAGCAUCGGCGAGCUCGAAGAACUUCUGCAGAAAGCCCUCCAUCUGCUCAAUAUGGCCAUGCGACCCGCUUGGGGUCAGCAAUUGGUGCGCUGGUCCUCGGCCGGAACGCGGGCCUUGUUCUACUACACGAGGUGCUCCCAGCUAGAGCAUUCCCAGUACGGACACCAAAGAACUAGUUCUUCUCUUUCGCCGGAACGCUCCCAACUCCUCCCGCCAAUCAUUGAAUGGGUUCGCGUCGCAUCCGCCUUCACCGUAUAUCGCCACCAGUCGUUCAUGGUCGAUGAGAAUGAUGUGCUGCAAGCUGCGCGGCUUUUGCUGCCCGGCGUUGACUGUCCACUGCGAGCCUUCGGGAUCCAGCAGGACCCAAUCGAGUUCUUACCGGAAAAAAUCAACGGUCCCGACGGCGUUCGCUUAUUGAACACUCGAACCGCCAUGCGACUCAUAGGGACCUCCACUCGCUUGGAUAUAAUCCACAGCGUUUUGAAGCAGGUUCCGAACGGAGUGAAUACGGUCAAUGAGGACGGACUGACAGCUCUGAUGAUAGCUGCGCUCCGAGGGGACGACGCGUCGAUAAAAUGUCUGAUAUCCGCUGGAGCCGAUCUGGAUCUGAGGACCCCGGGACAGACCGCACAGAGUCCCGGAGCUCGUUCAGAAUGUCAGUUUUGGACGGCGCUCACCUACGCGGUCGCUCAGGGCAAUAUCGGCGCCGCGAAAGCUCUCCUCGAAGCCGGAGCUCAGGUUGAGGCCGGAGGUGAAACUUUCCCGACAGAUACCCCGCUGCAGCUCGCCGUGGCAGCCGCUCAUAACGACAUGAUCACCUUGCUGUUGUCCUUCGGGGCCCAUCCAUACCUCAGCACGAUGACACCAGACAAUCAGUGCUAUGCCCAGGGUCUGGCCUCAUCCGGGACUCCGUCUCCGGUGGCUGUCGCUGCCGCUCACGGCCAUCGUUCAGUUCUCCACCGACUCAUAUCCCACCCGAUACACGGAUCGAGUCCUCAAGCAGCUGUUUCCCUGGAGGAAAUCCUGUCGGAAGGAAGCCAGAGUACACUGCAGCGGAAAACGAGACACUACAAGUUUUCGAAAAAUCAGUGGCGAUGUUUACAGGAGGCGAUGUAUCAUAGCGCGGAGAACGGUUUCCUGGAAAUCACCCUGGACCUCCGGAACAUGGGAGUUUCAUGGACGCUUCACAGCUGGAGCAAGUCGCUCAUGACGUGUCACAUGCAACAACAUGAAGCCGCCCUGAGCGAGAUCCUGCAGGACUUUCAGAUGACCUGGACUCAGGAGAGCUCUGCGUUGCUCGUGGACGAGACUUUCCCCCUGAUGUUCGAGCUGAUGGCUUGCAGCAAGAACGAUAAUGUCACCCUGACCAUAGUGAACAUCUUAUCCCAGUGCUUCGGGAGGGAGCCUCUGGAAUCAAUUCAGCUCCCCACAAACCGAUUACCUGGACCACGAAUCGAUCCAAGAUACGUCAAUUCUCCGGAAAUGGCUGAUGUUCGAUUUGUAGUUGAAGGGAAAUCAUUUUACGGACAUAGAAUUAUCCUGGUCAAUGCUUCUGAGCGUUUCAAGGAGAUGUUGGCAGGAGGGAGCAGUGACCAAGUCGUCACGAUCAAAGAUAUACGCUAUCCGAUCUUCCAAAUGAUCAUGGAGUAUCUUUAUAAAGGAGGAUUCGACGGGAUAGCGGUUUCGCCCCAGGACGCUCUCGAGCUCCUCACGGCUUCGACUUACUUUCAGCUGAUUCCUCUUGUAACCUACUGUGAGCACAUUUGCACCAAGACCAUCACCGUCGAGAAUAUCGUUUCCGUCUUCAUUCAUGCUCGUGUUUACCAUGCAUCGCACCUUCUCCGCUACUGUCUUGGCUUCAUGCUGCAGAAUCUUGUAUCUCUGAUGAGUUACGACAACAGUUUUCGAAAGCUGCUCACCAACCGCGAGGAUCACGGUGAUUUGCUCAAGAGACUCAAGUACGCUCUCCAAGUGAGAGUGCGACAGCGGGACGCUCAGAUCUCGUUGAUGUCGGGGAAAAGCCCGAUUGUCUGAAAGGAUCGGCAACUUGUAAAUCAAGUGUAUAUGGAACGCGGAUGAUCGCGAGGAAGCAACGGAAACGAGAAGAAU
Molecule: messenger RNA, 3744 nt
Organism: Galendromus occidentalis (western predatory mite)
Lineage: Eukaryota; Metazoa; Arthropoda; Arachnida; Mesostigmata; Phytoseiidae
Product: ankyrin repeat and BTB/POZ domain-containing protein 2
Molecular function (GO): protein heterodimerization activity
Source: RefSeq, a predicted model, not a curated record